UUCUGCACGAACCAGCCGUUCAGCAUCGUCGACAACGAAUACUCCCUUGAAUUCGUUGAUGCUGUGAAGAAGGCGCAUCCGUCGUGAAUGCCAUACAAGAGGGAUGAGGCGCGAACGAAGCGGUUGGAUGGUCAUUACGGAAGGACGAAGGUGGACGUGCACGCCAUGGUGAAGAAGUGGCACCGCAUCGGUUGCAUGCUGCAGAUGGAUGGCUGGUCAGACAGGCGUAACCGGCCGUACAUUAAUGUGAUAGUGUCAUCCUCGAUCGGAACGGUAUUCUGGAAGACCACAUGCAUGGAGGGGAAGGACAAGGAUGCGGCGGCGUACUUCUGGAUAUUGGAUGGAGUUGUCAAGGAGAUCGGCGAGGAGGCGGUGGUGGGCGUUGUGAUGGACAACGCGAGAGUGUGCGUCAAGGCCGGCAAGAUGGUGGAGGCAGCCUACCCACGCAUAAUUCGCGUGGGGUGCACUGCACAUGCCCUCGAUUUGGCACUCGAGGACAUGUACAAGGAACUGGAGUGGUUGCGCAAUGUUGUGGACACAGGGUUGAAAGUGGGCAAGUUCUUCCACAACGUGGACAAGGCAAGGGCGUUGUUCCACGUGUACAGUCCGAAGUCCAAGUUGAAGCGGCCGGGGGUGACCCGUUUCGCAACCAACCACGAGAUGUUCACUUCCUUGAAGAAGGCCAAGCACCCGCUGAAGAAUUGCAUCGACGACGCUGCGUGGGUGGAGAAGAUGGUCAGGACAGACCAGCACGCUGCGUUCCACGAGGUGACGACCAUUGUGUUGGGGAAGGACGACUUUUGGGCGAUGGUCGACAAGCCGCUGGCGGUGAUGGGGCCAGUAGUGACGCUGCUUCAUGUUGUUGAUGCGCCGGGGCCGUCCAUGUCGAAGGUGUAUUUCAAGAUGGACUCGCUCGUCGCACGGAUGUGCGACCUUGAUUGCAUCACGGCGGGCGAGAAGGCCGAAAUAGAGGACAUCUUGAUGCGGAGAUGGGCAUUCAUGACCAGCGAGCUGCAUUGCGCUGCUGCGUUCCUCGAUCCGGAGCACCGUCACACGAAUGCCUUGCGAGAUCCUGAGGUGCGCGCCGGAUUCAACAUUUGGCUUCUCUCGUGGGCACUGGACGACCAGCAGACACGUGACGAGCUCAGCCACCAGGUUGACAUGUGGGUUAACCUGGACGGGUCGUUCAAAUCGCAAGACGCUGCGGGAGCAGCACGUGUGCAGCCCGCGGCUCUGUGGUGGGAGGCUUACUGCGGGAAGCUGGACCUGCUCCAGCCACAAGCAGUCAAGUUGUUGGGCCAGGCAAGCUCCUCCGCCGCAUGCGAGCGGAAUUGGAGCUUGCACGAGCUUAUUUUCGGGCACAGGCAUACGAAGUUGCCGCCGGAGAGGCUGGGCAAGUUGGUGUACAGCAACUGGAACACCCAACUAUCGCGGGCGGCCUUGCGGGGAGACGGGGGGGAUGUGCACAUUCCAUGGGAGGACGACACGCCGGUGGAGGCAGAGAUUAGGGAAUGGUACGACACAUGGAUAACAACGGCCAUUGAUCCCGCUGCCGUUGCCGCCGACGCCGAUGUGGUGGCAGAAGAUGUGGAGGUGGGUGAAGAGGACGGUUCGGAGCCAUUGAUGCGGACGUGGCAGCGAAAUGAUGUCGCAGAUGACGAGGAAUGCGACGAGGAGGACAUGGCUCUGUUGGGUUCGUUGGAGAGGGAAUGGCACGAGUGCGCGAAACCCGGCCGUCGCAGAAAGCAAGACCUGCGGAGAAGAUCUGGCAGCUCGCUGCCUCCGCCAUCAGUUGUGUACACUGAGGCGGAUCAGGCGGCUGCACUCAAGGCACAACUGGCAGGCACUUGGGUGGAAGGUCGACGGGAGUCAACCACCAGGGAAAAGCAUGUGAGGAAAAGAGCACGAGCGGCGGGCGAGGCGGGAGGGGCUGAAGCUGAAGUGUGCGUGACCCAGCCAAAGAAGAAGAGGGGUCGACCAUCAUUGGCUGAAGCUGCAGCAAAGAAGGCUGAGCUGGCAGCAGCCAGGGCUGCUAAAGCAGCAGAAAAAGCGGCCGCAGCAAAAGCCACGGCCGACAAGGCCCGAAAAAAAAAAAAAAAGGUUGCCUCCGUCGAUGUGAUCGAGGACGACCCGUCAGGUGACGAUGAGUCCUCGUCCAGCUCGUCCAAAGACACGGAUGAGGGAGAUAGCGGAGAGGAGUCCGAUGAACACUCUUUGCAGGAGGGGGGAGCAGAGGGGGAGGACAUGGAGGGAUCCGAGGCCGGGUCCGAAAAAAGCAAUGGUGAAGAAACCGGAGAUGAAGGGGCGAAGGUGUAGGACGGGGGCUGACCGGACGCGGGGUGUAAUAGUUUUGGAUUCUGCCCAUUGUCGGAAUUUUCUUUGUUGAACUUUGUUUCUGAGUUUUUUUGCAGCUAUUUCCUUUUCUGUGCUUUAAUAAACUUGCAAACGACUA
This is a messenger RNA of Chara braunii, 2452 nucleotides long. Lineage: Eukaryota; Viridiplantae; Streptophyta; Charophyceae; Charales; Characeae. The record is from the annotation of a GenBank genome assembly.